Molecule: messenger RNA, 5298 nt
Organism: Salarias fasciatus (jewelled blenny)
Lineage: Eukaryota; Metazoa; Chordata; Actinopteri; Blenniiformes; Blenniidae
Gene: tcf4
Product: transcription factor 4
Biological process (GO): regulation of transcription by RNA polymerase II
Cellular component (GO): chromatin; transcription regulator complex
Molecular function (GO): protein dimerization activity; RNA polymerase II cis-regulatory region sequence-specific DNA binding; DNA-binding transcription factor activity, RNA polymerase II-specific
Source: RefSeq, a predicted model, not a curated record
CUCCUCCUCCUCCUCCUCCUCCUCCUCCUCCCCCGCCUCUCCCUCCCUCCUCUAUCUCUCCAUCUAUCAAUCUGUCCGCCUAUCCCGCUCUAUCUAUCCGUCUCUCCGUUUGUUUCCAUGUUUUUAGGUCUCGCUAAAAUGCAUCAUCAGCAGCGGAUGGCAGCUCUGGGAACCGACAAGGAGCUGAGCGACCUGCUGGACUUCAGCGCGAUGUUUUCCCCUCCUGUUAGCAGUGGAAAGAACGGGCCGACCUCCCUGGGGAGCGGACAUUUCUCCGGCUCAAAUAUGGAGGAGAGAACGAGCGCAGCGUCGUGGGCGAGCGGAAGUCGUUCCUCCAAGAGUUACGCAGAUGGAUCUCAGUACAUGGCUUCACACGACAGCCUCUCACCGCCGUACGCCAACUCCAGGCUAGCAGGGAAAACAGAGCGGACUUCCUACUCGUACGGCAGCAGAGAAUCGAACCCUCACUGUCACCAGUCGAUACUGGGUGGUGAGUUGGGUUUGGGGAGUCCCGGCGCGGCGUCGCCCACCAAGCCGGCGGGUCAGUACUACCAGCACUACAGCUCCAACCCCCGGAGAAGAACGCUGCACAUGGACACGAUGGACAUUCACACAAAAAAAGUGCGGAAGGUCCCUCCUGGCUUGCCGUCCUCAGUGUACGCUCCGUCUGCCAGCACAGCCGACUACAACAGGGACUCGCCGGGCUACCCCUCCUCCAAACCUCCCAGUGCUGGCUUCCCCAGCUCCUUCUUCAUGCCAGAUGGCCACCACAGCGGCGAUCCCUGGAGCAGCAGCAGUAGCAGUAUGAGCCAGCAGGGUUACCACGGCAGCAUGCUGGGGGGCGGGAACUCGUCCCACGGCCCCACGCAGAGCUCCUCCUACUGCGGGAUCCACCCCCACGACAGACUGAGCUACCCGUCCCACUCGUCCGCAGACAUCAGCUCCAGCCUUCCUCCCAUGUCCAGCUUCCACAGAGGAGGAGGAGGAGGAGGAGGCGGCGGCGGCGGAGGGGGGGGCGGGGCCAAUCACUACAGCACCGCCUCCUGCACCGCCCCCACCAACGGCACAGACAGCAUCAUGGCUAACCGAGCACAGAGCGGAGCAGCCAGCAGCUCUCAGACAGGAGACGCCUUAGGGAAAGCACUCGCUUCGAUCUAUUCUCCAGAUCACACAAACAACAGCUUCUCGUCCAACCCCUCCACCCCGGUCGGCUCCCCGCCCUCCCUCACAGCUGCCAGCUCAGCCGUCUGGUCGAGGAACGGCGGGCAGGGAGCGUCGUCGCCCAACUACGAGGCCCCGCUUCACUCUCUGCAAAGUCGUAUCGAGGACCGUCUGGAGCGUUUGGACGACGCCAUCCACGUCCUGCGGAGCCACGCGGUGGGCCCGUCGACGGGCAUGAGCGGCGGGCACGGCGACAUGCACGGCCUCAUCGGGGCGGCGCACACGCACAACGGCGCCAUGGGGGCUCUGGGCGGCGGCUACGGGACGGGACUACUAUCGUCCAACAGACACUCGCUCAUGGUGGGCUCUCACAGAGAAGACGGCGGCAGCGUGGGCGGCCUGCGCGGCGGACACUCCAUGGCGGGCCAGGUGCCGGUGCCCCAGCUGCCGGUCCAGUCGGCCACCUCUCCGGACCUGAACCAGCCCGACCCGUACCGCGCUCUGUCCGGAGGCCUCCAGGGCCAGAGCACCUCCUCCGUCAGCUCGGAGAUCAAGUCGGAGGACGAGGGCGACGAGAACCUCCUGCAGGACUCCAAGCCGCUGGAUCCCAAGAAGGAGGACCCGGACAGCAAGGAGCUCAAAGGAAUUGAUAGGUCAAGAUCUAGCAACAACGACGACGAGGACCUGUCCCCGGAGCAGAAGAUGGAGCGCGAGCGGGAGCGGAGGAUGGCCAACAACGCCCGGGAGCGGCUGCGCGUGCGCGACAUCAACGAGGCCUUCAAGGAGCUGGGCAGGAUGGUCCAGCUGCACCUGAAGAGCGACAAGCCGCAGACCAAGCUGCUGAUCCUGCACCAGGCCGUGGCCGUCAUCCUCAGCCUGGAGCAGCAAGUCCGAGAGCGGAACCUCAACCCCAAGGCGGCCUGUCUGAAGCGCCGCGAGGAGGAGAAGGUGACCGUGACGUCGGACGGGACCCCGCUCUCGCUGGCCGCCGCGCACCACGCCGCCGCCGCCACCAUGGGCGACGGGCCCAACCCCAUGGGACAAAUGUCCAAGCUGCCAGAGUUCAUCAAGAUGAUGACCGACCACUUCCUCUGACGGCGUUUCCAUGACAACCUGUUGUUCGAUCAAACCCGUUUACUUCGACCUUGACCAAUCAGCUCCUCCUGGAACCUCGGCCCGACCGAUCCGAUCGGCCUCGUACUCUCUCCCUCCCUCCGGUGUCUCGUCCCCCCCUCCCCCCCUCCCCUCGGCCCCCCCGCCGCCAUCUCCAGUCGAGACCACGAACUGCACAGCCACAUUCGUCGCUUUUCCAGCUGAGGUGAACUGGAUGCUUGUUUGUGGAGACGCUAACGCGGCGGCACAACGUGACGGCGACGGACACGAGCCUUCGGAAUCGCACCAUUCAAGAAAUUCUUCUUCUUGUACUACAUGUUUUAUCAGCAUUCCCAGUUUUGUCGAACAAAAGGGUUCUAUAUAAAUAUAUAAAGUAUAUAUAUAUACAUAUAUAUAAUUAUAUAUAUAUGAGAAAAGGAAGAACAUGACACAAACUUGUUUAAAAAGUGCAACUUGGACACGGGCAGUGAGGAGGGAGGGGGUUGGGGAGGGACGUUCACAACGGAACAAAACAUAUCACAAAGUGUUUGAAGAGAUUUUUUAAAAUAAUGAAAAAAAAAGCAACAUUGCGCAGCUGCUGCUGAACUGGCGCUGCGUCUCUGACUGAAUGGCAAUCUAACGCCACACUGUGGAUGAAGCUGUGCCUGAUCUCCUCCUGGAUGCAAACCGGUCAGAUAGAUACACACCGAGAAUCAGACGACACGAAAACGACACAACCAGAACAGGGAGGGAACACACUCAGCGCUCACACACACCACCCACCUCGUCACUCACUCAACUGGCAGAGUUUCCAGCCGAGGCCACUGAGACGUUGCCGUCCUGGACCUCACAGCAGAAACAGGGCUACACAAACUCAAUGAAGGGAUUUCCCCUCUCUCGAUCACUUCCUUAAAACGUACAACAAGUAAAACAGGCCUGACCCUUCGUGACCUGGUGUGUAUCUACUGGGAGGACGAGAGUACGCAGAGAAUCAAUCAUAGAAUCGGUUAUUCAAUCAGUCACCGCAGGGACUGGGCUGUUGUGGGGAAUGACUUCAGCAGACUCGGACCACAUAUGCAGUGUGAAGUGAUGAAGAGGCGUGCUUCUCUAAGGGAAGGGAAGCGUCUCGUCGCUGUGUAUUUGCAGUUCGGCAGUUCCUGCGGUCAGAUGAUGGGGAGCAGCAGUGGGUUGAUACGGGACUCCGGGCGGUUCCUGGGCAGAUACAGUUCAUGUAGUGAAGGACAGACGGCAGCAAACCUGAGCGAUUGGCCUGCAGACGAAAUGUCUGAGUGCUUCAGUGAUACUCAUUCCACAGUUAGCACAUUCUCUGACCAAAUGGCGGACUCCCAAUGCCCCAAGUGACUGAAUCAUUACACCUGGAGGGGACACUGGAAGGGAGACGAUAUCCUGAGAGCUCGAACAGGAAGUCCAGAGGUCUACAUACCCAUGAUGCUUCAGGGGAAUCAAGGGAACAAUCAUCGGGGUGAAGGGUGCAUCAUUCUUAUCUGGGGGCCAAGCAGCAGUAUUCGAAGCAUUCCUGUGUUGGAUUCAUAAGAGUCCCUCAAGCAUCUCUUAUCAUGACCCUGAAGCCUCUGACCCCAGCCUCAGACCUGCCUCCUGCCCAGGGUACCGUCAUCAGGGUGAGGGCCCCAGUUCUCCUGGAACUGUCAGGAAUGUCUCUGGUAGUUGUUGCACUGGCCUUGUGGUCUUUUUAUGACAGACAGCAACUGGAGCAACUUGUCUCUUGGGAGCCACCUUUAAGGAACAGCACAGCUCCAACAAACACCAGUUUGGUUCCUGAGGUCACCCAUACGACCAAGCCCAAACAAAGUCUUUGGUUCUAGAAAAAUGAGCAAGCAUUCCAGCUUUGGCCUUACAGUUUCUCACAAGUAGUUAAAUUCCCUGACUCCAGCUCCUAGGCGUGCUCCUCGGGGGUCACCAGUGGUCAAAACAUCCGUGUAAAUUCAGGUGAUCUGUAGGAGAACCAGCGAAGAGGCCCAUCCAGCCAAGAUGAACAGUGUCUGGAGCUUCUUCGGCAGCUGCUGUGCAAGCCUGACUAGAAAGAGGUACAGGAGAGCAGAGACAGGAGGAAAGCUUGAUUGGCAAUGAUUGAAGCGUACGAGUCAUCAGCAGGAAUUAGUACACCGUAACUGGAUUGCUAUGCAACAAGCUCUACGCUCUGUCAGCCGCCAAGGCCAGUCGGAACAUCUACUUGAGCAUUGGUGGGCGUCUCUUGCGUGUCGAUGCGGAAAGUUCCCUCUCAGCCCAGUUUGAAUGGAUCCCUGUGUUUGAACCCGGUCCCAGAGCUCUGCUGACCCUAGCCUUAUCAGCCCCCGGCCCCGCCCCCACCCCCACCCCUGCCCCACCUGAGCGGUCCCACAGAUGCAAUUUGAACAUUCACACUUGUACCAAUGUGCCUUUUUAGAGUUCAUAUCAUUGGAGUUGCCAGAGGAGGACAUUUACCUGGUCUUUUAAUAGGAUGCAAGCUUAGGGAAACCUGUUCUUAGUCGUUAGGUUCUAUGCAGUCAGGUUUUUUACCAGACCUGGGAAUUUAAAAAAAGCUAAAAAGGAAAAAAAAGUAUUUUUUGGAUUGAAAAAAAAAAAAACCUAAACUGUAUUUAAUGUACUGUACGCUUAUAUGUAAGUAGACAGCGUGUUCUGGCUUCGAGCCGACGGGACGGACGCUUGAUUUAGCAAAACUAGCCCUCCCCAGUCCCGGUCCUGCCCCCACCCCCUCAAAGCCCUCAUGACCCCGACCCCCUCUCCUCUUCCAAGCCCCGCCCCCUGUUUCCAUGGUGAACAACGCGUCUCUUCUUGUAUUAUAGCUUAUCAGCUUUUUAUCAAUAUUUGAUCGGCUUGUCCGUGAGCCAAUGUAGUCUUCAGUACAAAGUGUGUGGUCGUAUGUUGUAAAACUUUUAUUUUCUCCCCCCCCUCGCUCUCUCUCUCUAUCGCUCUCUUUUAUAAGAAGAAUCUUUUCUCUUACCACUUUUUUUGUCUGUUCCGGUUUACAUGUCGAAUACAGAAAAUCACAAAAAAACUAAUAAA